AACUUUGUCCCCAAUGAUUGUUUUGACAUAUGUUUUCAUUGUGAUUAAAAAAAAAAUUUAGUUUCUGCUUUAUUUUCUCAGAAAUAAUUAGAUAAUUUAUUUAUUAAAUAAAACAUACCGCUCUUGAAUAAUAAUGCACUAUGCAUUUAUAAAUUAUAUUAUGUAAAUAUAUAUUAUCUUGUAAAAUUGAAAUUUAUUUCGAGUAUCUUUAAAAUUCAAUUAAAAAUUUAACAAUGGUAAUAUACGGUGUUUACAUUGUUUCAAAAUCGGGAGGUUUAAUUUUUAAUCAUGAUCAUAAUGUACCAAAAGUAGAAACUGAAAAAGUAUUUAAUUAUCCACUCGAUAUUAAAUUGUCAUAUGAAAAUAAAAAGACUGUUGUUGUUUUUGGACAAAGAGGUGGAAUUAAUGUUGGACAUGUAUUGACUGCUGUUAAUGGUGAACCAGUAACAGGAUGUGAACUUUCAGAUGGAAGAAAUAUCAUGGAAUUAUUGGAUAAACAAGAAAAUUUUCCAAUAACAUUAAAAUUUAGUCGCGCUAAAAUGACAACAAAUGAAAAAAUUUUUCUCGCAUCAAUGUUUUAUCCUCUAUUUGCAAUUGCCAGUCAAUUAAGUCCAGAACCACGUUGUUCAGGUAUUGAAAUAUUAGAAGCAGAUACAUUUCGAUUAUAUUGCUAUCAAACAUUGACUGGUGUUAAAUUUAUAAUUAUUGCUGAACCAUCACAAACAGGAGUUGAAAUUUUAACAAAACGAGUUUAUGAAUUGUAUGCAGAUUAUGCUUUAAAAAAUCCAUUUUAUUCCCUAGAAAUGCCUAUUCGAUGUGAAUUAUUCGAUACAAGUCUACAAUUAUUAUUGGAAUUAGUUGAGAAAUCAGGUGCAAAUAAUGCUUAAUGAAAAGGGGGUAUUUAAAAAAAAAUUUUGUAAAUAUUUAUGUGUUGAAAAUAAAAGUUUUAUAUUAAAAACA
Molecule: messenger RNA, 960 nt
Organism: Leptopilina boulardi
Lineage: Eukaryota; Metazoa; Arthropoda; Insecta; Hymenoptera; Figitidae
Gene: Trs23
Product: trafficking protein particle complex subunit 4
Exons: 2
Coding region: 234-887 (217 amino acids)
Biological process (GO): endoplasmic reticulum to Golgi vesicle-mediated transport
Cellular component (GO): TRAPP complex
Source: RefSeq, a predicted model, not a curated record